UGAACUCAUAUUUAUGUAGGUUGUUUCUAUUGACUUUUUUUAUACUGUAUUGAUUAUUUCAUUUGCCAGGAUUUUAAAUAAAUCACGUGAUACUUGACCAAUUGGAGCAUCUGACUAUUUAUAGAGGCCAAUAAAAAUAAGAUCGGGUUUGUGCUUAACCGCGAAAUAUGAAUAAGUCCAUUAUUUCAAAAUUUUCCGCUCUUGUCCUAGCAAGACUUUUUAAGCAAACAAUCAAAAGAAAUUUAACAACUACUCCUCCUCUCCUUCAAGAAAAGAAAAAGCAAUAUGGCUAUAAUUUGGUGAAAAAAAUCGAGAGUAAAAGAAAAACUUUUCAAGAGGCAAAAAAGAGAAUCUAUUAUAAGUUUUUUUGUAAAUGUAGAGAAGGGUUCAAUUCUUUUCCAGAGUUCUUGGAACAUGUAAGAACCUCGCAUAAGAUCAAAAACUUGGACUUUCAAGAAAUCUUGACUAAAAAGAAUGGAAUUGGACGAGGAAUUAAAUUCUAUUGGAGUUUAUCUUGUCAGUGCGGUCAUAGGUUUUCUUCCUCUUUAUGUAAUGCUGAUUUGAAAGCAAGAGAGGGACAAAUUGAGAUACUAAAGAAAUAUCGCCUUCAAUGCUUAAAGUGCAAAGAAGAUGCCAAAUUUGAUGUAGAAGAACUACUAGACGAGUUUCUAAAAGAAAGAUUUAAACAAAAAUUAGUUUAUAAUUUUUAUAAGAAAGAAUUUGCUGAAUUUGAAAAUGAAAGAGACAGUGAAAAAAUAUUAGAAGGUCAUAUAGAAACACUUUGUGAAAAAUGUAAAUUGCUUCGUAGACAUUGUGGUAGUGAAUCAAGUUAUCAAGAACAAAUUUAAGUUAGUUGAGGUUGUAAUUUUUAAAUUUAUCUUAUUAAAUAUUAGAUAGCAAGGUCUAAGUUCUUAACUUGGAUUUUUUUAAU
Rhizophagus irregularis DAOM 181602=DAOM 197198 is the source of this 931-nucleotide messenger RNA. RefSeq lists its product as uncharacterized. The record is from RefSeq and is a predicted model, not a curated record. NCBI's taxonomy places the organism in Eukaryota, Fungi, Glomeromycota, Glomeromycetes, Glomerales, Glomeraceae.